GAUGUAUAAUAUGGUGAAACAAUAACAUGUUCAUUGUUCUUCAAAGGACGUUUAACUAUAAUGGAAAUAGGAAAUCAGUUUGAAGGUUCAUACAAGAAAGGAGAUGAGAGUGACGGUGGCCGGCCAGUGUCACGGUCCAACUCAAAGGAAAAAGUUGGGGUAGAGGAAGCCGACAUUGGAUUUAAGGACAUAUCUUCAUCCAACACACCGAACAUCUAUGUUGGGAAGCGAAAUUUUAUCCACCAGCUGAUGGACGUAGCUCUCAUGAUGGCGAACGUUUCUCAACUCAAGGCACUGCUGGUUUCCGACCGGGGCGACUACUUCUUCCUCCUCUUGACCUUCAUCUGCCUCUCCAUCAGUUUACAAGUGAUUUUUACCAUCUGCAUGCUCGUUAUUUGGUCCAUCGAGCGGAAGUUAGAGGAGACGACCACGGAAACAGCAACAACCAGUACCACGACUAUCGCCCAUGUGCCACACACACUAUCCGCAACAGAGGAACGACAUAAGGUCAUUGCGGAUCGGCUUGACAAAGUUGGGAACGUUCUCGUGCUUUUUAUUAUCGUAUCAAACGUGUUUGUUACCGGCUUUGGUGUUGAAGGCUCUCAUACUGGAAACAUCGACUCUCAGGCAGGGGGCGCAACCCAAAAUAUGUAUGGUACAGUGGCAAAUGGAACUCUGUUAACACAGUGAAACUUAGCAUAUUGGCAUAAUAGAUACACUGUCCUUAACAUAUGUAAUACCCUCGUGUUAAGCUUUUUACUGUAUAAAAUGGAUAUGUUCAAUGGUCCAUUUAGUCGCACGAUAAUCAUUAUUUCAGCUAUUGAUAUGUAGGGUCCUUUGAAAUCUUUUUGAGUCUGGUUUGCUUUAGGUCGGGACUUUCUAUGCUGUAUACGUGUCGGAGGAUGAUUUGUUCAUAUCGUUAUAAACAAAUGCAUGUAUGUCUAUAUACUUUUACACAGAUGUUGUUAUUAAAUAUCAUUGAUGUUCUGAUUAAUAUUAAUGCUUUGUAUU
Molecule: messenger RNA, 1011 nt
Organism: Mya arenaria
Lineage: Eukaryota; Metazoa; Mollusca; Bivalvia; Myida; Myidae
Product: ninjurin-1-like
Exons: 3
Coding region: 61-690 (209 amino acids)
Biological process (GO): tissue regeneration; cell adhesion
Cellular component (GO): membrane
Source: RefSeq, a predicted model, not a curated record